Molecule: messenger RNA, 1204 nt
Organism: Homalodisca vitripennis (glassy-winged sharpshooter)
Lineage: Eukaryota; Metazoa; Arthropoda; Insecta; Hemiptera; Cicadellidae
Product: ras-related protein Rab-34-like
Exons: 8
Coding region: 246-1028 (260 amino acids)
Molecular function (GO): GTPase activity; GTP binding
Source: RefSeq, a predicted model, not a curated record
UUGUUUGAACCGGUGGUUUGUUCCCUGCCCAUAAAAAAUACUAUCAAAUAGAAUUAUUGUUAGUGAUGGUUUGUUAUUAACUUGAUUUGUUUUUAGUAGUACUGUGAUAUUGUUGCUGAUAUAAAUUUAUGCUAGAGUGGCCUCUUUCACGCUGAUAUCACUUCUUUUUGGGAAGCAGUAAACAAGAUCUGAUACCGUAGUCAUAAUGGCAUGUAAUUUCCAAAGUUUAAUUGUCCAAGCUUUCAAUGUAUGAAACCCGGUCAGCAACGUACAAAAUGAUGAUGUCCAAAGCGCCCAAGAGUAGGCAGAUACAGGAGAUGCCUCCUGCCUUCUCUCCAGUAACUUCACCAUACGAGCUGGUAGAACUCUCUCCCAUCAAGAACCCUGUAUUAUCCUGUCUGAGGAUCGCCAAAGCCAUCUUCCUCGGUGAUGUGGCUGUCGGUAAAACCUGCAUUAUAAAUAGAUUUUGUCAUCAGGCCUACGAUCACAACUACAAAGCAACGAUUGGUGUUGAUUUUGAAGUGGAGAGAUUUGACAUUAUGAGCACUCCAUUUAAUGUCCAAAUAUGGGACACAGCUGGUCAGGAGAGGUUUCAAUGUAUAGCUUCAUCAUAUUACCGUGGCGCUCAUAUUGUGGCAGUGGUGUUUGACUUGACUUCUGUGCACUCUCUAGUAAGCUGUGGCAAGUGGCUUAAAGAAGCCCUCAAGGUCAACCCUCAAUCUCCUCUCAUUUUUCUUGUUGGCAACAAGAUGGAUCUAUUGUCACAAGCCGCGCUGGCUGAAAUGGACCGCAUGGCGAGUAGAACGGCUGCACGGCUUGAGGCCGAGUAUUGGCCUGUGUCUGCCCUCACCGGCGAGAAUGUUACGGAAAUGUUCCGCAGGAUGGCAGCUCUAGCAUUCAGCAGACUGUUGUGUAGUGAGAUGAACAACCGCCAGCAGCCCAUUUCCAUUGGCACCAUUGAUAUAUCUAGGAAGCAGUCUACAAAAGAUUCAAGGAAGAAAAGCAAUUGUACAAACUGCAACAUCUAAAGCAGCAACUGCACUGUCCUUACACUGCUAUACUCUAGUCAAUUUGUGUUCUCUCUACUCUAUAUGUGUUCAAUAUAUUUUAUUAAUGUUUUAUAUACAAUAGAGUUUAUAUUUUUAGAACCUUUAUACAAACAUUUAUACUGUAACUUAUUGUAAUAAAGUGAUAUUCUACAAUA